UAUAAUGUGUGUCAACUGUCACUGGGUAUGUCUAAUUUAUUAAUAAACCAGUCAGUAUCGGAAUCUCGUUGUUUUCAUACAUAACACUGGCGACGAAGUGGAAACAAUUAGUAUUUUGAAGUAAAUUCUUUAAAAUAUAAUAAUGCCACUCGGUAAAGUGGAAAGUUUUCACGCGGGGACGGAAGAUUGGGACGCGUACGUGCGUCGAGUUAAACAAUUUAUUGUAUUGAAUAAUAUCGAAGCUAAACUCCACGUUGCCACGUUAGUCACCUUAGUCGGCGCAGAGUGUUACGCGUUAAUGUGUGAUUUGUGUUCACCUGUGCAACCGGAAGAGAAAACUUUCGACGAGUUGGUGAAGUUGGUGAAAGAUCACCUGGAACCCGAGAGAUCCGAGAUAGCUGAGAGACAUAUAUUUCGGCAAAGAAAGCAACAACAAGGCGAAGGGGUCAAAGGGUACCUACAAAGCUUGAAACAUCUCGCUAAGACGUGCAAUUUCGGAGCACAACUCGAAGUGAAUCUUCGAGAUCAGUUCGUCUCGGGACUUUUUAGCGAGGAGAUGCGUUCGCGGCUUUUUGCCGAAAAGAAUAUUGACUAUCGGCGCGCGGUGGAGAUGGCGUUGGCUCUCGAGGCGGCGGAGCGGCAUGCGAUGACGGCGUGCGCGACGGCUGCGACGAGCGGGCUCGCAUCUGUGACCGGCGCCGGGGACGACGACGGCCUGCAUCGGGUAGGCGCGGCGCGAGGCCAGCGCGCACCGGGCGGCGGCGGCCCCAGGGCCGGCAGCAGUGCGGGGGCCCGAGGCCUCUGCGGUCGGUGCGCAAAGGGGCCUCAUCCAGAAGGGAGAUGCAAAUAUAGGUUCUACAAUUGUGAUCUGUGUGGGGACCGAGGUCAUUUGAAGGUCAGAUGCCCCCAGAAGGGCAAAAGUGAAGUGAGUGUAGUGAGUGGUGGUUCGAGACAGAAAGGUCAGAUCUAUUUUAAUAAUUCCGAUUCUAAUAGUGACGACGAUAGACAUUUUAAUAAUAUUAUUAGCGGCGGAGACGGUGGCCCCUAUCAUGCGAUUUUGAAUAUCGAUAACGCGAGUCACAAAUUUGAAAUAGACACCGGAAGUAAAAUUUCAGCCAUAUCUAAGCAAUAUUAUAAUAGGAAUUUUUCCAAAUUUCCUAUACAAAACAAGAAUUUAAUUCUAAAGUCUUAUAUCGGUGACGUCAUAGAAACGAUCGGUUAUAUUUUAGUCGAUGUAACUUGUGGGUCUACAUCGGCAAAAUUAAAAUUGUAUAUAAUUGAAAAUGGGGGCCCUCCUCUCAUGGGCAGAGUAUGGAUAAAAGAAUUAAAAUUAACUGUUAUUCAAUGUUAUAACAUGUCCAGUAACGAGUCUAUCGCUGUUAAUUUAAAAAAGGAGUUUCCCGAAGUGUUCGCGGGAGGCCUGGGCACUUUUAAGUCGCGAUUGCGUUUACAUUUAAAGGACGACACGCCCGUGUUCGUGAAGGCCCGCCAGCUACCGCUUGCGCUUCGAGAACCGGUGGAGCGCGAGCUCGAACGUUUGCAGCGGGAAGGGGUUAUUUACAAAGUUGACAGAUCGGACUAUGGGACACCCAUAGUGCCUGUUGUUAAAUCUAACGGUUCGAUUCGCAUUUGUGGCGAUUAUAAAAUCACCAUAAAUCCACGUCUUAAAGACUUCCACUACCCGCUGCCACGGAUCGAGGAUCUGUUCGCCACACUAGGUGGGGGCGAGCAAUACACGAAGCUCGAUUUAUCUAAUGCGUUUCAGCAAUGUGUUCUAGAAGAAGACUCACAGCCGAUGACGGCCAUCACGACUCACAUAGGUACUUUUGUUUAUAAGCGCGUUCCGUUUGGAAUUAAAUGUAUUCCGGAGAACUUCCAAAAGAUUAUGGAAGAAACAUUGAGUGGAUUGCCCUCGACGGCUGUGUUCGCUGAUGAUAUUUGUGUUACGGGUAAAGACAAAGGUACACAUUUAAGAAAUUUAAGGGCAGUGCUACACCGUUUGAAUGAAAAUGGUUUAAGAAUCAAUUGGUCUAAAUGUCAAUUUUUUAAAGACAGUGUUACAUACUUAGGCUAUAAAAUUGAUAAAUUCGGUUUGCACACUGAUGAUAAAAAAAUCGAAGCUAUAGUCGCUGCACCCCCACCUACGAACGUAACACAGUUAAGAAGCUUUAUGGGCCUGGUUAAUUUUUACUCAAAGUUUUGUUCGAACAUGAGUGAUAUUUUAAAACCCAUGUAUACUCUUCUUAAGAAAAAUGUCAAGUGGAAUUGGGACAAAAAGUGCACGAACGCCUUUCAUAAAAUUAAAAAGGUACUGAGUAGCUCUCCGGUGCUGGCGCAUUACGACGCGAGCCUUCCUCUCAUACUAGCGGUGGAUAGCAGUCCUUACGGCUUGGGAGCGGUGUUGUUGCAGCGGCACGCGGACGGUGUGGAGCGGCCGGUGAGCUGCGCGUCGCGGACGCUCACGAGCGCGGAGUGCAACUACUCACAAAUAGACAAAGAGGCGCUCGCUAUUGUGUUCGGGGUGACGAAACACCACCAAUAUUUAUACGGGCGGCAUUUUAUUCUCCGUAGUGAUCACCGCGCUCUCAGUUACAUAUUUGGGAAAAAACGGGGUAUUCCUUUGACCGCGGCGAGCCGUCUACAAAGAUACGCGGUUAAAUUAGGUGCGUAUGAUUUUGAAAUUGAAUUUGUAAGAUCUAUGGAAAACUGUCAGGCCGACGCACUCUCUCGGCUUCCCCUGCACUCGGCCGAUAGUCGAGUCAGGAGUGAGAACGAAAAAGGUAGCUAUCUUAAUUUCAUUCGAGACGAUUUUCCGCUUAAUUUUAAAGAAAUUAAAACGGAGAUCCCGAAGGACCCAAUAUUGAGUAAAGUGUACGGUUACGUUAGGUUCGGUUGGCCGAACAAAGCGAUAUCAGAGUCCGAAAAACCUUAUUUUAAUAGAAAGGAUAAUAUACAUAUAGAUCAAGGUUGUUUAAUUUGGGGUUAUAGGAUGAUAAUUCCUAAAAUACUGCGAGAGAGAGUUUUGAAAGAAAUACACGAUGGGCAUCCCGGUAUCGUCAAAAUGAAGCAGAUCGCACGUAAUUAUGUAUACUGGGAGGGUUUGGACGCAGACAUCGAGCGUGUGUCGGCGCAGUGCGCAGCGUGCGUGUCGCAACGCCCCGCGCCGCCCGCCGCGCCGCUGCACUCGUGGCCCUGGCCCGCGGAGCCAUGGUCACGCUUGAACCUCGAUUUCCUAGGGCCGUUCAACAACGCGUAUUACUUAAUUAUCAUAGAUGCCCAUACAAAAUGGAUAGAAGUUGAAAAAUUAACAUCGAUCUCGGCAACCGUCGUUAUAAGUCGUUUGAGACAACUAUUCGCUAAAUUUGGACUCCCGAAAAUGGUCCAGAGUGACAAUGGACCGCCUUAUAACUCGGAGGAAUUCGGGCAGUAUCUUAAACGGAACGGUAUUAAGCAUACUCGCAUAGCUCCAUAUCACCCGUCCAGCAACGGUGCUGCCGAAAACGCCGUUCGUACUAUAAAACGGGUUCUAAAGAAAGCAUUAAUCGAAAAUGUAGACGAUAUAACGGCGCUCAGUAGAUUUCUUUUCACGUAUCGCAACACAGAGCACAGCACCACUGGUCGCGAGCCGGCGGUGGCCAUGUUCGGGCGGCGCCUGCGCGGGCGCCUCGACCUGCUGCGGCCCGACGCCGCCGAGCGGGUGAGCGCCGCGCAGCAGGCGGCCGAGCGCCGCGCCGCGCCGCCGCACACGCUGCGCGAGGCACAGCCCGGCGACGCCGUGUGGAUACGCGAUUACGCUAAGAAUAGUGCUAAAUGGGCGGAGGGUGAAGUACUAGAACGAAAGAGUCCGGUGACGUAUGUGGUUAAAGCUAGGGACGGUCGGGUACAGAAGCGCCACAUAGAUCAAAUACUAACAGACAAACGCAAGUCUCGUCAUUCUUUGGCCUUAGUGUCUCCGACGUCGGACGAUUCCCCAAACCCAAACGCUCGUGAUUUAUCGGAGAACGAAAAUUCGAAAGACAGUUCGGUUAACGUUGAAGAAGGUUCAAUAUCCGGUCAUGUUGACGAUUUAAAUAAAGAAGAUGCUAAUUCGAUCGAAGUAGAACAAGAGGGCAUGCGCCAGCGUCGGGCAGCUGCAUUAGAAUGUGUUAAAAAGAUAAAACAGUAUUAA
Molecule: messenger RNA, 4168 nt
Organism: Maniola jurtina (meadow brown)
Lineage: Eukaryota; Metazoa; Arthropoda; Insecta; Lepidoptera; Nymphalidae
Exons: 1
Coding region: 143-4168 (1341 amino acids)
Biological process (GO): DNA integration
Molecular function (GO): nucleic acid binding
Source: RefSeq, a predicted model, not a curated record